This is a messenger RNA of Aphidius gifuensis, 2018 nucleotides long. RefSeq names its product free fatty acid receptor 4-like. The transcript has 5 exons. Gene Ontology annotation, cellular component: neuron projection; membrane. Gene Ontology annotation, biological process: G protein-coupled receptor signaling pathway. The record is from RefSeq and is a predicted model, not a curated record. NCBI's taxonomy places the organism in Eukaryota, Metazoa, Arthropoda, Insecta, Hymenoptera, Braconidae. The coding region runs from base 434 to 1768 and encodes 444 amino acids. Gene Ontology annotation, molecular function: G protein-coupled receptor activity; peptide binding.
AUAAACAGAGAAAAAAAAAAAUUAUCACUGUAAAAGUGAACUGGAUAAUUAAAAAAAAAUUAAAAAACAUGAACAAAAAUAAAUUUCGUCAAUUAAAAUAUUAAUUUUUUGGCUUAAUUUCAUGACAAUUAAUUAUGCUUUACAAAAAAUUCUACAGAUAAGUUUUUUAAAUUUAUCUUGAAGAGAAUUUUAAAAAUAAUAAUGAAAAAUAUUAUUUUGAAAAAUAAAAAAAUUAAAUUAAAUUAAAAGUGAAUUUAAUAAUUCAAAGACAAUGAUGGACAACACUUUGAAAGAGACACUUGACCUGGAAAUAAUAUUCAAAAGUAUAUAAGAAAAAGUUGUAAUAAAAAAAGAAAAAAAAUAUAUAAAUAAAUAUAUGCGAAUACAAAAAAAUAUUGAAUAAAAGCUUGAAUAAUAGUCAAGAAAAAAUAAAAUGAAUUCUUCGUAUUUAUUGGGUGAGGAUGAUGAAUGGGGUGCUAGAUAUUAUUUUACAUAUUACAGUCAAUUUGGUGAUGAUCACAAUGCUCGUAGUAUUGAGGUCAUUAUAUUAGCAAUAACAUUUGUAUUUGCUGUUGGUGCAAAUGUCAGUAUUGGUGCUUGUGUAUUACGAUUUAAAGAAAUGCGUACAUCAACAAAUUUAUGCUUGGUUAAUUUAGCAGCUGCUGAUUUACUAUUUUGCCUUGGUAUACCAGCAGUUGCUUACACAAGAAUAACACAAUCUUGGUUGCUUGGUGAUACACUUUGUCGAUUGCUUCCCUAUUCUCAGUUUGUUUGUGGCUUUGUAUUACUAUGGACACUGACACUGAUAUCAAUGGACCGACACAGAUGUUUAGCAAUAGCACCAUACAGAAGUACCUUAACAGCAUCAAGAGUUCUACGAGCAAGUAUCAUAACAUGGUGUAUUGGAUCAAUUUUAUUUUUACCAGCUGCAUUUUGGUUUCGUCUUAAGACAUCUGGAAAACAUACAAUAUGUACAUUAGUAUUUCCAAGAAAUGAAAUAUUUAAUAUAUCACUUUGUUUCAUAAUUCCAAUAGUAAUUGUUGCAUGUAUACUUCCCAUGUGCCUUCUUGUAUAUCAUUAUCAGCAAAUAUUCCAAAGGAUACUUGAUACGAGAAGUCGAUGGGCAGUAUCUUGUGUCACUCAGGCACAAUAUGGAUCAAGUGGACGUCGUGACUCGGAAUUAUCAGUUGUUGGAACAUUAGUACCAUGGGCAAGUAGAAAAUCAUCAUCAGCAUCAACAACUGGACGUCAAGGACGUGCUGGUAGUUUAUCACAACAUGAAGAAAUACGUUUACAUAAACAUUUACGUGUUGUUAGAAUUUUAUUAUUAAAUGUUAUUGCUGUACUUGCAAUGUGGACACCAAUAAGUGUAUUAUUAAUAUUAAUUUAUCUUGAUGGUAGAAGACCAAUUGAAGAUACUAAUUUUUUUUUAAAAUCACAUCAUUUUAUUUGGUCAUUUAUUAUUGCUCAAUUAAAUACAGUUAUAAAUCCAUUAUUAUAUGGUGUAUUUUCGGAAAAUUUUAGAGCUUGUUUUAGUAAAUUUUGGAGUAAAACUUUAUCAACUGGUGGUGCAAGUGGUGAGAGGGGUAGUGGUGGUGCUACUGGAGUUUAUGGAAAUAAUCGUAAAUCUUCAAAAUCACUUGAAGUACUUCAGGAUCGAUUGGGAACAAAUAAAAAUUCUAGUUUUAAACAUAAUAAACAACCAAAAAAAAGUUCCAGUUGUAGUAUUGGAAGUAUCAUUGAAAUUCCAAGCUCAGAAAAAUUAUAAAAAUAAUAAUUUUUUCUUUAUUAUUAUGGGUAGAAAAAAAGUGAUUUAUUUAUUUUUUUUUUUUAACGAGUCUCUCUGUUAUAAUUUAUGUGUAUAUAAUUAUUGUAUAUUUUUUUUUUUUUUUUGCUCUAUAUAUGUGAUUUUUUGAUAAAAUAAAGUCUGAAUUAAUUAGUAUAUAUUAAUUAGAAUGAUAAAAUGUACCAGAUAUUUUAUAAAAAAAAAAAAUUGAAAAACAGAAAAAAAAAAAAAA